CUACCAUUAUUAAGUGAAUUAUUUUCCUUAUGUUAGACUUGCAUUUACCCCUUUUGACUUGCUGAAUGUGCCAGUUCAUUUCCCCCCCUCAAACGCACGUCUGAUUGGCUGAUGAGUUAUACAACAUGACACCUCCUAAGCCCCCUUCAAAUAGGAGAAACAUUAGAAGUUGUUUUUUUCCAGCAUGCAGCACCAGCAGCCACUGCAAGUAAUAUGAAAAUAAAAAAUAAUGUGAAAAAAAUAGCAAAACUCGUGUAAGUAUCUGCUUAGAGAGAAGUGUCCUCCUGUAUGUGCUUUCUACUGUUAACGAUAAUUAAACUGAGAAAUGUAGUACUGAGGUCCCCCCCCCUUCUCCCAAAUUUUCAUUUUUAUUUUAUUUAUGUAUUCUUAAAUCAGCCCAAAGGCGCUUUCAUUUUUGAGUUUUGAGUGAGUUUGUCUCUGCUUUUGUACAAAAGCAGUAAUGUUUUACCUGAAGGAAAGCUCCAUUUUUAUCCAAUUUUUUUUUCUAAAAAUGUUUUCUUUUCGGUUAUAUUUAUUUGGACAGACAAUGCUGAGUGGUCUUCAGACAAAUGUUUAUUAUUGUGCAUUCCUGGAUAGUUAUGAGAUCAUAAACAAGUUUGUAUUUAUUGUAUGUUAAUAUAAUGUAGGUUAUGUUCUAAUAUUGCAAUUUAAAUUUGGUGAUAAAAAUCCAGAUAUUUAUUGUGGAAGUUUUUAAAAUGUUUUGUAGUUUUUGAAAACAAAGGUUCGAAUCAAACGGUGUAUUGCUUGAACCAAUACACAUGAAAGUUAGUAUGAGUCAAUACAGAUUUAUUUUGCAUUGAUCAUUAAGCCUAUGAAUUAAUUAGGUUAAUAUUCAUGAGAAAUGUAGCCCUGACCCCCGGUCACUCAAUCUGUUUGGUCUUUUAAUGUCCCGUCCCCAGCAAAAAGUGUACAUGUUAUGCUGUUAUAUUGUCCCUACCAAUGCUGAGACCAAACCUAAACCCUUGAAAGGAGUUCAGAAUGAGGGUUGCGCAAGAUGACUGCAAAGUCUGGAUACAAAGAGGAUGCCAAAGAAAAUAUAAGAAUAGUGUCCAUCAGCAUUUGCCUCACUUCUGAAUGAAGGUAAAUGAAACUCAGAACAGAAAUUCUUGGAUGUCAAAGACGUGGGCAACCAACCCUGUAGUUUAGUAGGAAAAGUGAUAUCAAAACCGAACCAUCCCCACCCCCCACUCUUUACGUUUCAGAGGUUGGGAGCGAGGCAUAGUGUUAGUCCAACACUAUUAUUAUUGUUUCAUUCGGAAUUGUGAACCCAGCCUUGUUUAAUUGCGCAGUUUUGGUAAAUGAUGUUCAAAUGUGGAAGUAUUAAACAAGCGGACGUGUACUAAACCUAAAGUUUAGAAGAUAUUACGGUACAUAUUGGUUCAUACCAAGGGCGUGGGUUUGCAUAGGGACGGUAGGGUCAUAACACUACCAACUUUUCAGGAUGCUCAAAUUGUCCCCACCUUAAAAACUUUUAAGCAACCUUAUUUGCAUUAUACAAUGAGUUCAGCUAUUAAGGUAAUAUUGUUACAGUCCGCGAAUGCGGAGAACGAGAUUGGACCCAAACACAGACAACAGAAGGGAAGCGUUCGGGGAUUUAUUAUUCACAAUCAAAACAAACUCGUGAACGCGGAAAAAGGGGACUAACAAAAGGGAUCCGUGACAUACGGGUCGACGGGGAUCAAACACGCGAAAACUGAGCAAAGGGCAGAUAGCCAAAAAGACAAACAAAAAUACACUCGAUACCUGCACAAGGUAGAGGAUCACAAAGCUAAGACGUCUGACGACCUAGAUGACAAAUACAGAGCGGCUCGAAAGCAGUAUGUGCGAAUGGCGACCAGCAAACUAAUCUCUCGGCGCCGUUGUGUUGGUUCGCCAACGUUUAUAUAUUAGUGUUGAUUAGCUGGAACUCGCUGCCGGUGUGACGUCACAAAUGCUCCCACAGCUGGCCCUGAAACAAACAAAAUCUAACCAGCAGCGCAUCAUGACAAAUAUAGAUUGUCUUCCCAUGUGUUGUUAGGAUAGAAUUGACCCUACCAUUAUUAACGGAAUUACAUUCAUUAUGUUCAGACUUACAUUUACCACUUUUCACUUGCUGAAUGUGCCGGUGUUCUGCCAAAAUCUCUACAUCGGCGAAAUGUCCUACAUUAGUCGAAUUUGACACCCAAAGGACUACCGUGCACUCUAAACUUGUUUUGUUUAGAUGCAUACAGGAAUACGUACUAAAAAAAUGCCUGCAGAAAAUACCUAAAUGUAGUUAUAUCAAAUAAGGACGGUUUAAAUACGCUACGUGACUAAUGUGGUCAACUGCUUCAAAGCUAACACAAAAAAACACAAUGGUUAAAAGUAGGGCUGCAGCUAUCGAAUAUUUUAGUAAUCGAGUAAUCGACUGAAAAUUCUAUCGAUUAAUCGAGUAAUCGGAUAAAAAAAAAAUAUUUUUAGGUGAAGAGCAAUUAUAAAUAUACAUGAGAAAACAAGACAUUUCAUCUACUCUUGAACCAUUUUCAGUCAAUCAAUGUCUUUAUUUUCGAUGUAUAUUGUUGAAAACCGACAACAAUUGCAUCUCAGAUGUAACUAGAAUUUAAAAAAAAAGACAAAUUCACUGCUUUCACUCAAAAAAACUUUAGAUCUUAUUAAAAAAAAUAUAUAUUUAUACCUAAAAAUGCCAUUACGCUUGAUAACACACAUCACUAAAAGUUGGGAUUUUUUCCCACCUGUUUCAAUUGAAUUUCUAUUUGUGUCAAGCCAUUUUUAAGUUCUAGUUAAGUUUUACGCUACUCUUAAACUGUAAGUCCUGAUAGGAUUUUGUGUUUUUGCAGUGUUCAAGAUAAAUGUAUGAUACAGGCUGUAUUGGAGCACAUUAGGGACCAGUGCUACUUGGUGUUUUAUCCAGCAAUGACUACUAAGCUAAAAUUGAUAGUUAGCAUUAUUGAGUUUUUAUUUUACACCCUUAUCACUCCACAAAGCUAUGUUAUGUUAAAGCCUGUAUGUAAGACACGUUAGCCACGCAUCGAAAGUGGUCAUAAUUAAUAGAAACCUAGCCCUCCGCAGGGCUAACGUUACGUGAGCUAGUGACUCAGACAGUAACGUUAAUCUUAUUUAUUAGCGCUUAGCGCUCUACUGCUUUAAGAUGGCUGCUGUUUAUUAACGCUGCCCAGACGCGGCCGAGUCUAUCACAAUGCAUCUAGUUCAACAUACAUGUGAUCUCUAUGAGACUCCUCAGAUGCUACCUGCUACCAACUUAACAUCAUGCAGGCUAGUUUUUAGCAACGUCGGCGUAGUUUGGAGCGGCUGUCGGCUGCGGAAAUGUUUUUUUUAUUUUUUUUAUUGCUUCUUCCUCUACGCACGUGACGUCAGCGCGUUGUCCCGCAUUAAAAGUAGUCCGAGCGAAACGUGAUGCUUAGAGUUGUCAAAAUAAACGAUUACUCGAGGUGAAUAAAAUUACUCGGAUCAGUUUUUAAACUCGAGUUACUCGAGUUGCUCGAGUAUUCGUUUCAGCUCUAGUUAAAAGUAUGAGAGGGUAAUACAUGCAAAAAGUAUCUUUGAGGCAGUGAAAAGGUUCUAAAUAACUAAAUAAAAACAAAAAUAGUGAAUACUCGCCGCUUCUAACCCAUGUGCGCAAGCGUGCUGAUCAUUGUGUAGGACGUUUUGCCGCGUGGUAAGGAAUGGCCGAACACCGGUCCACCCCCCCCAAACCCACGUUUGAUUGGCUGAUGACUAGAACCCAUACAUUCACAUAAUCCCGACAGAAAUACAUGUCAAUAUGCCGCCUCUGCCGCUCCCUUUGAAGAGGAGGAUUAUUAGAAGUUUUUUUUUGGGCCAGCAGCAGCAGCAGCCACUGUAAGUAAUGUAAAAAGAUAUCAUUGUUGUGGAGGUGGGGAACACUCGACUAAUUUCGCUACUGAAAGUCCGACCUGCAUCAGGGUUAGCAUAACAUUAAACCGUGUGAACUUGCUAACCUGCAAAACUCGAGUGGAAAGCUGCUUAGAGAGGUGUCUUCCUGUAUGUUUUCUGCUGUAAACUUUAAUUCAACUGUUUGCAAUUUGUGCAUUUAUUCAUUAAUUAAAACGUAUUUAUUUUCUACAUUACUUUUUUUUUUUUUUUUUUUUAAAUAAUGUUUGCAGCCUAUGCACAUGUUUACCCACCACCGAAAAAAAAAAAAAAAAAACACAAAAACACAACCACUGUAAAUUUCCUGUAUAUGAAGCAAGCGUUUUGAAAAAAAUAUUUUCAUAGAAAGUCAUUUAACUUUUUUCAUUUCUAUGUAGUAAGCAGCUAUUUUGAAGUCAUGUACCCAAUUUGUUUGGUCUUAUUAAUGUCCCGUCCCCAGCAAAGAGUGUACAUGCAAGUUAUGCUGUAAUAGCAUCCCAACCAAUGUUGAGACCAAACAUACGCCCUUGGUUGAUACAGUAUUUUCACUCAAGAGUACAAUAUCCCUUCUUGUAAAUUAUGUACUUCUAAGAAAAAAAUAACGCGAUCGCUUUGCGAUUUAUCUUCAGGUAAACGCUGCAGCAUGAAUCAAAUUAAAUUAGAAGGGAGGGCGUUGUCGCCACACCCUCACUCCGACCAUUGACAUCAUACCACCCGUAUGAUGUCGGCCGCGUCGAUCACCUGGAAAGAAUAGGUGUCGUCUUAUCUCUGCUCUGAUAUGAGGUAACAACCGAUGUCGUCAUUAAAAGCGACAUUGGAGUCGGAUUUGGAACUUCACAGCCAUGUAACGUUAGCCGUGGAUUUCAUUGGCGCCUGACCGCCGCUUCGCGUUGAGUUUUUGCAAUGCGUCUUUAGAAGGGAGGAAAUUUCUGCUGCAAGCGAGCAUGAGUUUGAACCAGCGGGACUUUGCACCGAGGUCAGGGGCUGAGGGGGACACUGUACCUGCACGGUGCAUCAAAGAACCACCUCAAACGUGCUCGCUGCCCAGACUCCUCACCGGUCAGCGCCCUUUGCAAUCUAAGUCAUAUGCAUACAAAGCUCAAGAAGACAAACUGAAUCCUUAUAGGCGAACUGAAGUCUCGAAGCUGAAGUUGCCACCAAUCAGGGAUCCCUUAAAGUUGAGGGAACAGUCCGCACAAAAUAUUAAGGAGCUAAAGAACCAGAAUUAUGUGCUGCAACAGCAAUUGAAAGAUUCAAAAAUGGAGAAUAAACUGUUGAAGAACGUUCUGCAUCGUCAUACGGUGGCGCUGCAGCAAUACCAAGAUUUGGAAGGGAGCAUUUCUCAGAUACAAGAGCAGCACAGAAACGAAGUGAAAGCUUUGCGGAAGUUGCUCAGUGAGACACGUUUGAGCCGUGAUACUCUGGUUAGGAAGCUGCAAACUACAGAGAAGGAAUUGUUGGACUGCAAAGACAGGAUCAAUCAUCUCCAGUGGAGGGUUUGCCGGAACCCCAACCUCCUGGAAAAGGAGGAACUAACCCGUAAGCUCAGUGAGUUCACCAUACAGCUAGAGGAAAAGGAAAGGAGGAUACAGUUCUUGGAGAAGAGUAACAUGUUGCUUCAAGGCUCACUCAAUCGGCAAGUAGCAAGUGAAUACAAAAAAAUAUCCAAGACCACUGAGGUGUCUCUCGGUCUACAAUCAGAAGUUGGUGAAUUAACCAAGAAAAUUCAACCUGACAGAAUGAGAGAAAUAGAGGCAAGUAAUAUUUAUGGUAUACGAUCACGAAAACAAGGAAGAAAAGGAAAACAAAGCAAAAUGGUCCAGACGGAAGAAUUUGUCUCAACAAAUAGCGACCCUGGCAGCAGGCUCAAGUCAGAACUUUCGGACACUGAUGAGAACCCGCAAAAGUGGCAGAGCCCUGACAGCUCAGAUUAUGUGUCACGGAGGUCUCGAACAAGCGAACGAAGAAGUAAAAGCUCUAAGCAUUCUGAGGAAGCAGGUGGUAGGGAAAUCCAAGGUAAAAGAUGUGAAUCGUCAGAAGAUACACAGGAGUCAGAGGAAGAGAAUGACGAGGAAGAAAAUGAAGAAAAGAGUAAAAAUGAAGACGAUGAGGGAGAUAAUAAUGAAGAUGGAGGAGGUGGAGGGAGGCCAGAUCAGAACAACAAUGAAGAGAAGGGCGGGAUGGAGGGUCAUGACGAGGAACGCUUUGAGGACGAGGGAAUGGACCAAAAUGAGGGAGAGGAGGAAACUGAGGAGAAAGAAGAUGAGACAGAGGAGACAAGGUUCGAGGAGGACUUCAAAGAGAUGACAAAUGAGGAGGAGGAGCGGGACUAUGUGGAAGAACAAGAGGAGAGGAAUGAGUUACAGGAGAAAGAUGAGGAAGUGGUGGAGGAGCAGAAAGGGGAAGAGGAGGAAGAGCAGAUGCAGAAGGAUGAGGGAGAAGAAGCUGAAGAGGUAAAGGAGGAGGGGGAAGAAGGGAAGCAAAUGGGAGAUAAGGAGCAGAUAAAGAAUGAGAUGGAAAUAAGAGAAGACAAUGUGAAGGAAGACGAAAAGAAAAUAGAAGUGGUUGAGGAAAAUGUCAUGGUGAUGGUGGUCAAAGAGGAGGUCAAACAACAGACAAAAAGAAAGGAGAAAGGAGAUCAGAAAGACAUUAAGACAUACAAAAAAUGCUCUAUGGCGUGCAUUCUUCGAGAGCCUAAGGUGGCAACUCAACGUGAACCAAAACGAUUAUCGCGGCCCAAAGUUCGCCGCAAGUACAACUUCACCCCAGUUACUAAGAACCUACAUCUGGGGAAGCCAGCCUACAGCGGUGUUCACCUGAGGUAUUAUAAAAGCUCAAACGUGCCAGCAAAAGAGGAGACCCUUUACUGUCGCAAUCGGAAACGUUCUGCGGAGAUAAUAGAUGACAUCUAUCUGAGUGAUGAACAUACGGAUCCCGCCAGUGACGGCUCGGAUUUGGAUUUAAUCACGAGCGAAUCAUCUAGAUGGACUUAAAGUAACAGUAACAAACAGCUGAACUUUUUGCCCUGACUCUCCAUGGAGUUGUGUCAGCGGUGAACUUGCAGUUUAUUUGCUACUGCAGUUUGUGCCCAAUUUGCUCCAUUGCUUCUCUGGGUUGUUUAAAAACACUUAAGGGCACAAGACAUUCAACUGUGAAUAUGAACAUUGUGACUACAUCUAUCAAUGUCUUAAUUUGUUUACUUGCAAAUUCCUGGUUUGGAUUAACAACUACCUAAUUUCCAUGAAAAUCUUUGGUAAGGUAUGCCAUGGACCAACGAAGCAAUCGUUAAAUGACUGUAAUGUUCAUUACUGCCUCCUUCGGCUCUGGAACAUAAGGCUACACUGUAGUACUGCUAUCAGACAGGGUUGUUCUCUUUUUAUCACAGCAGUUAAGCUUGCCUUUUUGUGCCAAGUGACAAUUUUCAUGCUAAAAAUGAAAUUGGUUCGUUGGGUGUUGUUUGUAAACGUCAGAUGACGUAGUUACAGGAAAUAUUGUCAAAACUGCUAGGCCAUGAAUAAAGAUCAAACAAAUACGAAACGGUCAGCACAGUGAAACAUAUGACAUCAUUGACUUGAAGUAAUGGACUUUUUUUUUUUUUUUUUUUACAUUAACGCAACAGAUUUGAACGUGUGGCACGAUGGACAAGUGGUUAGCACGUCCACCUCACAGUUCUGAGAACAAGAGUUCAAUCCCGGGCUUCGGCCGACCUGUGUGGAUUUUGCAUGUUCUCCGUGGGUUUUUUUCUAGGUACUCUGGUUUCCUCCCAUCAUUUAAUACAUGCGUUGUAGGCUCGGUGAUUGAACAUUUUAUAACUGUCCCUAUGUGUGAAUGUUAAUGUAUGUUUGUCCAUUGUGCCUUGUGAUUGACUGGCAACAAAAUCAGGGUGUACCCUGCCUCCUGCUCAGUUAGCUGAGAUAGGCUUUAGCACUGUUGCGACCCUAGUGAGGAUAAAUUUAGAAAAUGGAACGUUUGCAUCUGCCAGAUGCCCUAAACACACUUAAAUGCACGGAUGGCACUGGAAUGACUAAAAUAUUCUGCUAUCUUUAUGGUUGCAUGAUACAAAAUGCCAACAAAAAUCAUUGACAAUUAUGGUGAUCAUAAAUAAUAAUCGAACACAUUAAAUAGCAACAUACAAAAAGCCUUUACACAGCAAGGAAAGAUGACAUGCAGAAUGACUUCAUCUUAGUUGGGAACCUUCUCUGCCUCUUAUUAUGCUGCAUGUAUUCAGUAAAUUUCAAGUGUUGUUCUGCUUGUUGCAACGCACUGAAAUUUGGACUCCUGGCAAUCAUACAAUGCGCCUGCAAGUUCAUUGUGUCGUGUUCUAGAAGAGCAAACUAAGCACCUCUAAGAUUUAUUAAAGUCAAUGGCACUCCAGGUGCCGUGUAAUAUUUGGAUUAAAGUUUCUUUUAAAUAGUUUGGUUUUGCAUAUUGUUACAGAGUUUUAUUUUAAAUAUUUUUAAACAAGUUCACUUUUUUCUAGUAACUUAAAUAUUUGCUUAAAUUGUUGUUCAUUUAAUGCUGGUAGGUUAUUUUUACAUGUGAUUUUAU
Corythoichthys intestinalis (scribbled pipefish) is the source of this 8436-nucleotide messenger RNA. RefSeq names its product trichohyalin-like. Gene Ontology annotation, cellular component: axoneme. Lineage: Eukaryota; Metazoa; Chordata; Actinopteri; Syngnathiformes; Syngnathidae. The transcript is spliced from 8 exons. Bases 4833 to 6881 code for a protein of 682 amino acids. Gene Ontology annotation, biological process: intraciliary transport. The record is from RefSeq and is a predicted model, not a curated record.